UGGCAAUGUCUCCUUGGGCCGGGCUCCUCUCCACCACUGCCAGAGUCAGCCUGCUGCUGCUGCUGGGGUCUGUGCUCUUCUCCUGCUCCAGCCUGGGCCACAGAGUGCCUGAGUUUGCCCUUACAAAAAUAGAAGAGAGCGACAUAAAAGAUGACAGUGGGAAGGAGCCGGGGACAGAGGAUGACGCUGAUCCUGAAGACCUGGAAGUGUUUUACCCCACAGAUCAGUGGCAAACCCUGCCUCCAGGUCAGGCGGUUCCUGCAGGGUCACACGUGCGGCUGAACCUGCAGACAGGAGAGAAAGAAGCCAAGCUCCCGGACAGAGAAAAUGGGGAAAGUGACAGGAGGGAAGAGAGAAGAAGGAAAAGGUAGACAUGCAAGGCAUUGG
Molecule: messenger RNA, 387 nt
Organism: Vidua macroura (Pin-tailed whydah)
Lineage: Eukaryota; Metazoa; Chordata; Aves; Passeriformes; Viduidae
Product: nucleotide exchange factor SIL1-like
Exons: 3
Coding region: 6-371 (121 amino acids)
Source: RefSeq, a predicted model, not a curated record